This is a messenger RNA of Corylus avellana, 1669 nucleotides long. RefSeq names its product ASYMMETRIC LEAVES 2-like 1 (gene ASL1). The record is from RefSeq and is a predicted model, not a curated record. Lineage: Eukaryota; Viridiplantae; Streptophyta; Magnoliopsida; Fagales; Betulaceae.
UUUAUUUUUGACAUAUUUGAAAACAUUUUAUUUUUCUCUGACGGGAUCGUGAAACUCGAAGAUCGGAUCAAGCGCUCUCUCUCGCACGAACCCUAGACUGUAGAACUCUCUCUUUCUUCAUUUUGCAGUAGUUCCUUGAGUAGUCUCUCCCCGCAAACGUCGACGUUUUCGGUUCUCAGAGUCUAUGUUUUCUCGCAGGUGUUUCAUGGCCUUGGAAGGCACCACCGAGAGAGAGAGGGAAAGAGAGAAGGGCGCGAGACGUUGAUCCGAACGGAGUUCAGCGAAAUCCAGAAGGUAAACCCGAGGCAGAAAAAUAGAGAGAGGAAAUGUCGUCAUCGAGUUCACCGUGUGCAGCGUGCAAGUUUCUGAGGCGAAAGUGCACGCAGGAGUGCGUGUUUGCGCCGUAUUUCCCACCGGACCAGCCGCAGAAGUUCGCGAACGUGCACAAGGUCUUCGGCGCCAGCAACGUGGCCAAGCUACUUAACGAGCUCAACGUGUCGCAGCGCGAGAACGCCGUGAACUCGCUCGCCUACGAGGCCGAGGCGCGCCUGCGGGACCCAGUCUACGGCUGCGUGGGCCUCAUCUCCAUUCUCCAGCAAAAGCUCAAGCAGCUCCAGACCGAUCUCAUCAAUGCCAAGAAGGAGCUCGCCACCUACAUUGGCCCUCAGGCCAUGCUACCCAUUAUGCAACCCCAGGGGUUCAUCCCCCAACAACAGGUGCACCCGGGGAAUCCUUCGUCCUCAGCCGCGAUGUUACCUUACAACAUGUCGCCGAUGCUGGGGAUUCCCACCGGGGCUCCCACACAUGGAGCCCAAUUGGUGAUUCGCGAGCCACAGACCCAGUCUCAGCACCAGCAUCACCAACACCAGAUAUUUGAAGCUCAACAAUUGGCUGCGGCUGUGGCUGCGAGAGAGCAACAAGAGAUUUUACGGACAUAUGAGCAGCAACAACAGCAGCCCGAGCUUGUGAGGUUCAACAGUGGGUUCGACCCGUCUGUAGGAGGUGGUUCAGUCACUGUGAGUGGGUUCAAUCAGAUGAACAUUGGUGGUAGUGGUGGUGUUAUGUCGCCUUCGCUGGCUCUGGGCACGUUUGAAAACCCUUACCAGAUGCAACCACACCAAGGGGAGCAUCACGGCCACCCUCACCACCAUCCUCUUCAGGCGCAGCUCUUGCUCCAACCUGUACAACAGCAACAAGCACAGCAAACACAGCAAGCUCAGCCGCAGACUAAGUCAGAAAGCGAGGAGGGUAGGGGUGUUGGUCCGUCUUGUUGAUCUAUUUUUUGUUCUGAAGCUCUUUAACCUUCCCGCUUUUUCAUCAAACCAAUUUUCAUUCUAGUUCGUGUUUGUCGCAUACAAGUGAAGAGAGAGAGAGAGAGAGAGAGAGAGAGGGGUUCAAUCUAAGAUCCGAAGUCUGCAUUUUUUUGGGGGGUUCGAAGAAGACUUUCCUGGGAGAAACAUUUGAAAAUGUAGGAUCAGCCGCAUUGGUCUUCGAGUACAGUUUUUUAUUUAUUUAUUUUUAUUUUUACUUUUAAUUUUUGGAUCAGUAGUGAUGGUACAUCCUUAUAAAAUGUAAAUCAGAAUCUGGGAAGCUUUUUCGAAGCCUUUGUUUCUAGCAUUUUCAAACUUACUAUACUCUUGUUACUACAGUUACAUUAAUAAUGAUUUUA